Molecule: messenger RNA, 9707 nt
Organism: Loxodonta africana (African savanna elephant)
Lineage: Eukaryota; Metazoa; Chordata; Mammalia; Proboscidea; Elephantidae
Gene: SFMBT1
Product: Scm like with four mbt domains 1
Exons: 21
Coding region: 1-2784 (927 amino acids)
Biological process (GO): negative regulation of DNA-templated transcription
Cellular component (GO): nucleus
Molecular function (GO): transcription corepressor activity; chromatin binding; histone binding
Source: RefSeq, a predicted model, not a curated record
AUGUGGGUGCUCUCAGUGGAGAGUGACUGUGCGUACGUGGGCGCUCUCAGAGUGGAGAGUGAGUGCGCGUAUGUGGGUGCUCACAGGGUGGAGAGUGACUGCGCGUACGUGGGUCCUCUCAGGGUGGAGAGCGAGUGCGCGUACGUGGGUGCUCUCAGGGUGGAGAGCGAGUGCGCGUACGUGGGUGCUCUCAGGGUGGAGAGCGAGUGCGCGUACGUGGGUGCUCUCAGAGGGGAGAGUGACUGUGCGUACGUGGGUGCUCUCAGAGUGGAGAGGUGGAGAGGGAGUGCGCGUAUGUGGGUGCUCUCGGUGGAGAGUGACUGUGCGUACGUGGGUGCUCUCAGGGUGGAGAGUGACUGCGCGUACGUGGGUGCUCUCAGGGUGGAGAGGUGGAGAGGGAGUGCGCGUAUGUGGGUGCUCUCGGUGGAGAGUGACUGCACGUACGUGGGUGCUCUCAGGGUGGAGAGUGAGUGCGCGUACGUGGGUGCUCUCAGGGUGGAGAGGUGGAGAGGGAGUGCGCGUAUGUGGGUGCUCUCGGUGGAGAGUGACUGCACGUACGUGGGUGCUCUCAGGGUGGAGAGUGAGUGCGCGUACGUGGGUGCUCUCAGGGUGGAGAGGUGGAGAGGGAGUGCGCGUAUGUGGGUGCUCUCGGUGGAGAGUGACUGCACGUACGUGGGUGCUCUCAGGGUGGAGAGUGAGUGCGCGUACGUGGGUGCUCUCAGGGUGGAGAAGUGGAGAGUGAGUGCGUACGUGGGUGCUGUCAGAGUGGAGAGUGACUGUGCGUACGUGGGUCCUCUCAGGGUGGAGAGUGAGUGCGCGUACGUGGGUGCUCUCAGGGUGGAGAGUGACUGCGCGUACAUGGGUGCUCUCAGAGUGGAGACCAUCAGACAUCUGAAAAAUGAAGCUGAGUGGCAGGAGAUCUUGGCCAAAGUGAGAGAGGAGGAGGAGCCACUACCAUCUUACUUAUUUAAGGACAAACAAGUGAUUGGCACUCAUGCUUUCUCUGUAAACAUGAAAUUAGAAGCUGUGGACCCCUGGUCUCCUUUUGGGAUCUCUCCUGCUACUGUUAUUAAGGUUUUUGAUGAGAAGUACUUUCUGGUGGAAAUGGAUGAUUUGCGACCAGAGAGUCACGCCCGGCGAUCUUUUGUGUGCCACGUCGACAGCCCUGGUAUUUUCCCUGUGCAGUGGAGUCUGAAGAAUGGUUUACACAUCAGUCCCCCUCCAGGCUACCCCAGCCAGGACUUUGAUUGGGCUGACUACCUCAAACAGUGUGGUGCUGAAGCUGCUCCCCAGAGGUGCUUCCCUUCGUCAAUUUCUGAGCACGAAUUUAAAGAGAACAUGAAGCUUGAGGCAGUGAACCCUCUUCUCCCCGAAGAAGUGUGCAUUGCCACCAUUACUACAGUGAGAGGCGCCUACCUGUGGCUCCAGCUGGAAGGUUCUAAGAAGCCCAUACCUGAAUGUAUUGUGAGUGUGGAGUCCAUGAAUAUAUUUCCUUUGGGUUGGUGUGAAACCAACGGCCACCCCCUCAGCGCUCCUCGCCGAGCACGAGUAUAUAAACAGAGGAAAAUUGCAGUGGUUCAGCCAGAAAAACAAAUACCAUCCUCGAGGGCUGUCCGUGAGGGCCUGAAGAAUCAGGAGCUGGACUCCACAGACUCAGUUAUGAUUAAUGGGAAAUAUUGCUGUCCAAAGAUAUACUUCAACCACCGUUGCUUCUCAGGGCCGUAUCUUAACAAAGGAAGAAUCGCUGAGCUGCCUCAAUGUGUGGGACCUGGGAACUGUGUUCUGGUCCUCAGAGAGGUCCUCACUUUACUUAUCAAUGCAGCCUAUAAACCCAGUCGUGUCCUUCGGGAGCUCCAGCUGGACAAAGACUCUGUGUGGCAUGGAUGUGGGGAAGUCCUAAAAGCCAAAUAUAAAGGAAAGAGUUACCGGGCUACGGUUGAGAUAGUGAAAACAGCUGAUCGGGUGACUGAAUUCUGCCGGCAAACCUGUAUCAAACUGGAAUGCUGUCCUAACCUCUUUGGUCCACGGAUGGUUCUAGAUAAGUGUUCUGAGAACUGCUCUGUACUUACAAAGACCAAAUACACACACUAUUAUGGAAAGAAGAAAAAUAAAAGAAUUGGGAGGCCACCUGGUGGGCAUAGUAACUUAGCAUGUGUCCUGAAAAAAGCCAGUAAGAGGAGAAAGAGACGGAAAAAUGUUUUUGUUCACAAGAAGAAACACUCGUCAACAUCUGUCGAUAAUACCCCAGCGGGCUCUCCCCAGGGAAGUGGGGGUGAAGGUGAAGAUGAAGAUGACCCGGAGGAAGGGGAUGAGGAUUCCCUCAGUGAGGGCAGUAUAUCUGAGCAGCAGGAUGAGCUACAGGAAGAGUCAGAAAUGUCGGAGAAGAAGUCAUGCUCCUCCUCGCCCACUCAGAGUGAGAUAUCCACGUCGCUGCCUCCAGACAGGGACAGGAGGAAAAGGGAGCUGCGCACUUUCUCCUUCUCUGAUGAGGAGAAUAAACCUCCAUCGCCAAAGGAAAUAAGAAUUGAAGUUGCUGAAAGGCUUCACCUGGACAGUAACCCCCUGAAGUGGAGUGUGGCGGAUGUGGUACGGUUCAUCAGAUCCACCGACUGUGCUCCGCUAGCGAGGAUAUUCCUAGACCAGGAAAUUGAUGGUCAGGCCCUGUUGCUCCUUACCCUUCCCACUGUUCAAGAGUGCAUGGACUUAAAAUUGGGCCCCGCCAUCAAACUUUGCCAUCACAUAGAGAGGAUCAAGUUUGCUUUUUAUGAGCAGUUUGCCAACUGAGAAGGACAACCAAAGUGAACUGGAUCUUUGAAGCACAAAUGCAGCGAAUCCUUCACCCCACUCUAGAAGUGGAGCUGAAAUAGUCCUGGGCUCUGGGCCCUGCAGGUGUCGCUUGCUCUCUUUGCACUUUCAGGGAAGGAGGACCCACACUGAGGAAGCAAAAACUGUGCAUGGAAGUGGCUCUCCUGCCAGUGGAGACGUGGGCGUCUCUCAUUCAGCAGAUCGCAGCUUUGGAAAAAUAAAGGCUAUAAGGAAAAGACUCAUACAAGAAGAAUAAUCAUUUCCAGUGGUGUGGGCUGAAAACGAAGAAGACGCUAGGCUGCUGGAAAGCACCCAUUUGGUUGUUUUCUUUUCACCCUGUUCCUUCCCGUUGUAGAUUGAACUUUGUUCUCUGCUUUCUCUUUCUUGGAAAGAGAGGACAUAGCUUUAAGACAGCACUGAUUUGGGACUGUGCCUGAGGCGCAUCAGUGCUUCGUUGUCAUUGUGUUUUUAAGCUUUUUAAAUUAAAACAGUUCAUUUUGGGGAUGAUUAUGUGGCUCGAGGGUUUUGAAUGUACAGUCACACCUUGAUCCAUCUUAAAAUCGAUUCCUGGGAGCUCCUUCGUUGACUACCUCUGUUGACAUUUGAGCUUACAGCCAUGUAUGAGGCUUGCUGUAUGAUGCCAUUUUUAAGCUCCAUGAACGCUAAAAUUAUGACAGAAGUUGGAGGAAAAAAACAGUUUGCUUGCUUUAUGUGGGCACUUAGACCAGUUCCUGAACUGACUUAAUCUAAGAACUCUACUGUUGUUUUUCUUCCAUCUUCACUCAGCUUGGCCUGCUCGUUCGAAGUAGCAUCUCAAAGAUUGUUGCUGUUUCAGUGGAAUUGCUCUCUCCCCGUUCGUUCUCAGAGGGGCUUCAGUGGGUUUGAUUUUGUCUUCACUGUCCUCUAUAGUUGUUUGUCUAACUUUCUGUCAUUUCUAGAGUCCUUACUUUGAGUGACACUUGGUAGGUGUUUCCUGGACCCGCAGUCAAGCCUGUGGCCUCUUUCUCUCUCGGAGUCUCCAGGUAGAUGGCCUGGGGACACGGUGGAGGGUCUGUGCUUUGGCAGGUGAUGGAGAGCUUGGGGUUUCCGUACCAGUGUCCUCAGUGGCUGGUCAAGGUGGAGAAGUGGUUAAGCAUUCCAGGAACUUCUUUGCCGAUCCAUGUUCAUGCUUUCUUUCAGUUAAGCCUUUACAUUGACUGUAAACUACAGUCUGAGGAUUCCCACUCAACAACUCAGUAUUCUUGUAGGUGUUUUUCAUGACCAACUCAAGUUGACAUGAAACUCCAGGCAAAUGGUCACUAGCGAUUUGCACUGCCAGCUGUUACAGAAUAAGCGUUUGCUGUACUGUGCCAGCCACAAGGACUGAGGAAAGACACAUACAUAGACUGCCUUCUUUAAAAGGUUUGCUUUGCUGAGUGCUUUUUCAGAUUAUCCUCCCACUCUGUCAAGUUGAUUCCGACUCACAGCGACCCCAUAGGGUUUCCAAGGCGGUAAAUUUUUACAGAAGCAGACUGCCACAUCUUUCAUGGAGCCACUGGUGGUUUUGAACCUCCGACCUUUCAGUUAGCAGUUGAUCACUUUAACCACUGCACCACUAGUCACCAGCAUAUUAUAAUCAAAUUAUUCCUCUUCAAGAUUUGAAAAUGCUUAAAGCUGUAAACUGGGUAAAUUCUAAACAGCUAUACACAUGUAAGGUAAUACAGUGAAACAUGCAAAAGCCAGAACCAGGCAGUCCUAAUGGAGUUCUAGCUCACACAGGUUUUACUGUGUUAUUACAUAUUUAUACUGAUUGUGGUUUUUCCCUUUUCCCUUUCACCUCUCUCUCUCCACCUGCCUCUUUUCACAUAAAGUCUGUAAUCUGGAUUCUCUUUUUACUGGAUAAUUAAUGAACCACCUUAACUCAAGCCCCCCAACCAAAUCAUUAUUAUUAAAGUAUUAACUCUUUGCUUAGGUUACUACCAGAUAUAUCUGGAAAGAAUCUUCAUUUAAGUAAAAGUUAAUAUGUUUGAAUUUACUCAGAGAACUGAUUUUUAAAAAUUUGAUGAAUUCCGUGCCCAUGGAAGGGAAGUAUAUAAGACACCUGGGAACAAUUAGCACUAAGCCAGUAGACAUUUUGGGGGUGGAGUGGUGAUUAUCUUAGUAAAAUUUCCUGAGAGCUCAGCAGUCAAGACAUUAUGACAAAGAGGGUCCUUGGAAAAUCAGUGGAACAAAAAAUUCUGGAAUUAAUGUUUAGGGCUUUACAUUGUUGUCUUAUUUAGGAAGAUAAGAGAGAAUUCCUAGUAGAGAGAAUUUACCCAACUCAAUGACAGUGAAUGUGUUAUUUUGCUCCUCUUUUGACUUCUAUAGAAACCACAGAAUGUAGGACUACCUCCCCUCACAGGUUUGAGGACUAAGCCCCUGAAAGUGGAAACAUACAGCCCUAAGUAGUCUCUGGUCAGGGUAGAGCCCAGGACCAACGCUUUCAAUAUUCAUUCACACCCUUAUUUAUACCGUGAUUACUCAAGUUCAGCUUUCUCCUAGAGAGGCUGAUUCUAGAUUGGAUGGGUAAGUGGGGUGGAUUUCUCUUAAUAUUUCUUGAAUUCUCCUAAUGAUAGUUCAGUAGGCAAUUGCAUUAAAGAAAACUUACAUACCCCCAAACCCCUAUCCCCAAAUAAUACAUAAAAACCAAAAAAAAAAAAAAUGUUGCCACCGAGUCAAUUCUGACUCAUAGUGACCCUAUAGGGCAAGGUAGAACUGCUCCAUAGGGUUUCCAAGGAGUGGCUGGUGGAUUUGAACUGCCAACUUUUUGGUUAGCAGCUGUAGCUCACUGUAGUUCUUAACCACUACACCACCAGGGCUCCCGCAUAUUACCUAAGGGAGAAUAACUGCUUGGAAAUUUGGCAGAGGGCAUUUUUUAAGUGUAAAAUUUAGACUCCAUUUGCCUCAGAGUUGCCGGGGCUGGGCUGGACAGCAAUGACAAUCCGAUUCUUAGGAUUGUGGAACAGAUUUUCUUAGCCCACCACACUGGGGUAAAACAUCUGCCUGUCACACAUCGGAGCGUCCACUUUGUUUUUUUCAGAGGCCAAUAUCUUAAAUUUAUGAGAGGUCCAUUGUAAGGGGCCUGCAUUUACCUAGAUUUCCCCUGCAGUUGCCCCCCUUCCUCAGUUUGUGUGAGGUCAGAAAGGAAAGUUUCCCAUGAUCCAUUUUUGAUCCUGAAUUGACGAAUUGGAAACAGGCUAACAGACUAUUAUCCUCUUGGCCCUUGAAAAGCUGGCUGUUAUGUCAGUGUGUUAGGCAAACCUUUCACUGCACAUGCAGAUUUUCUGUGACUUUUUGACUGUAUUAUGUGGGCUUCUGGGGAUUAUGGUAUUUUUCAUUGUAAACCACUUCCAUCCCUCUCAGUGGAGGCAGAGUUGAAGUGGCUGAUGCAGGAAUGCACUGGUGGGGGCCUGUAGCUUUCACCUUAUCUGCCUUUCCGUUGCAAUGUAGGUGGCUCCCAGCAUCUACCUUGUAGAUACACGAGGUCAUGGAAAGGUACUUACAAAUCUCUGGAAGAGAUGAGCUUCUUGGCAAAUGCUUAUUGAGUUAUGGUAGAGGCAGACUUAGAAAACCAGUUCAGAACUUGGCUUUUAUAUGCCUCUUUUUUCUCCCGGAAGUCAGAUAAAUCUCACUGUGAGAGAGAGAGCAUUGCACCACAGCUUUCUGAGGACUUGCUUACAUCUUACUUCCUCUCCAGCACCAAUUCAGUAGCAAACAUGAUACCUGAAUAGAGUUUAAAAGCUAUAGGAAGGCCUUAGGUGGGAGAGGACUUAGAAGCAUACCUCUCUCUCAAGCCAAAAAAUAUUUCCAGAGGACACACAGAACAUCAGGAGUUGUUAACAGUGGGUAAGAUUUAUCUAGGUGGGGACGUUCACUAGCAAAACUCACAAGCACUUAACCCUUACUUAGCACCUGUCGCCAAAGACUGUUGAAUUUAGGAUGCCAUUUACUGUUGCAGUUGAUUUCCAUAGAAACUCAGAGAGUGUUGUUCAGAACUAAGCCUUGGCAGUGGAAACACACCUUAGGUUUGAACCGUGUGUAUCGGGAUGUUGCUUGUGAGUGAGCGUAUGUGUGUUUGUGCAAGUGCAAGUUCAGAAGUGUUCUCUGCUACGGUAGGAAGUUUGUUGGCCUUAUGAAGCUGAUGGAGAAGACAUCACUAACUGAAAUGAACCCUAAAUCUUUGUGGGGACCAGGCACCCCCUUUUUAAGUUUGAAUUUCUCUGGUCCUGGGUUCACUGUAAGUAACCAUGUAUCAUGGUCAUGGUGCUGGCUCAGAAAUUCUGUAGGAUGGGGCCUCCAGCAAAACCAAAAAGAAAUCAGCCACUUCCAUGCAGUUACAUCCACUCCUCACUUAGCGACUAUCUCGUUGUCCGACAUUUCGCAUUUACAACAAUAGUAAAAAGUCCACUAUCCAAUUAUUUUGUGCAUUAAUGAUGGAUGUCUGGCAAUAAUGACUGCCGAGGUGAGAGUAAUGCUGGCUGUGAUGGUGAAGGUAAUGUGCCUACUUGGCUGGGCCAUGAUUCUCAGUGGUUUGGCAGUCAUGUAAUGAUACAAUUCGGCAGUUAUGUAAAGUUGUAGUCAUCCUCCAUUUUCUGAUCUGAUAUCCUCCAUUUUUACAUAAUGCCAGUUUUUGCAUAAUGACCUGGUCUUUGGUACCUAACCAUGUCGAUAAAUGAGGAGUGGGUAUAUAAUACUUCCUUUAUUCACCUUAAAAUGUUUUAUUAAUGACUUUUGAUGACUCCCACCCCUUAUGUGAGAAUGUAUGUAUUUCCGAAAUUUGAAUUUAUUGAAAUAAACCAAGUAUGGACUUGUAGUUUUGGCAGAAGAGUUCUAAACUAGAAGCCAGUCCAAACGGAGCUGGUUCUGAGUCCACUCACUUGGGCUUUUCCCGUCAGUACUUGUCCCACACCACACAGAUAGCCUUGUUUUUGAGGGCAGCCUUGGGGGUAAAUGCACUGGAGAUUGAUUUUCUUGAUUGCACUGUCUCAAAAGUCUUAUAUUUUCACAAGAACCAGCAAAACCUGGAAUGAGGGUUGAAGGGGGUGGAGAAAUGGGCCUAAAACUCCCACUCCCUUUAUGCAUUUUCUAACUUAACACACAGGUUGGGCCUGUACUGGUGCUAUGGCCUAUCACAAAUGAUUGUUUUAAAAGGGAAAUAAGCUACAGCCUUAUUGCUGACCCUGGGAGGUAAAGUGCUGACCCUGGGAGGUAAGGAUCUCCAGUUAAUUCUGGAGGCAAAGGAUAAUGGUGCCACCAUUGCUGACACGGUACCAGUUCUCAGGAUGUGUGGAAACCUCAGGCUUCUACAGAGUUUAUUCAAUCUAACUGCAGGCCUAGCUUAGGGAAUCGAAUCAAACCAAACCAAACCAAACCAAACCAAACCCACUGCCGCUGAGUCGACUCUGACUCAGAGCAACCCUUUAGGACGGAGUAGAACUACCCCAUAGAGUUUCCAAGGAGCGCCUGGUGGAUUUGAACUGCUGACCUCUUGGUUAGCAGCCAUAGCUCUUAACCACUAUGCCACCAGAGUUUCCAGCUUAGUGAAUAGAGGUGGAUAAACAGUGUUGAAAGGAUGAGGGUAGGCUUUUGGGGACAAAUGGAGUCAAGAAGUAGAUGAUUGAGAGAGGUUUUGAAGCUGAGGCAAAGUUAAAACUAGGCAGUUCCUUAGCUCCUUUGUAAGAAGUUUCCAGGGAAGGUAGUUUGAAUGUUUUGCUUGAGCUUUUAAGUGUUCAUUUUCCCUUCUCUCUCUCUUUUUUUUUUUCUUUUUUUUUGGUUGAAUAUUCUCUAAAGACAAUCAGAGAGGCCUGCCAAAGAAGGAUGACUCCUGGCUAGUUCCAGCACCAUCCUCAGGCCUCUUCCUAAUACUGAGUCAUUGGGACUGACACACUGUUUAAUGUAUUUUGCCUUCAUCUUUUUUUUUUUUUUUUUAAGUGCUUGUUUGGAAUACAACGAAAUGCAUAUUGCAUUGUAUCCUUCCUGCUUGCUGUUUUUUCCUGAUUUCAGAAGUUAUGCAUUGGCGAUAAAAUACACUUAAGGUGAAAUACACCUAAGAAUAUCUAGUAAAAUGACUCCCAUCAGGUUUGAUGGUAUAACUUCAAAGGAUUAAGAAAAGAAACUCUUUUGGAUGAAUAUUUUGCGUGAUUUUUUGUUUUGUUUUUGGUAAGAGUGUAUAUAACCUUGUGGUAUAUUAUGACCGUUCGUAAGUGGUGGCGAGCAAAUUAAAACACAUCUUAAGCUAUGUUUAACUUCAUUUGUGCAAAUUUGACAGCAAGGAAGGUAUCUUGGUCAGAAUACAUUCUUCAAAAAUCUUCCCACUGGGGCUAGUAAAUCAUCUCUGCAUAAAGGAAAAAGUUCCUUUUUAUUUUUAAUAAAAUGAACCUUUCUAGAAUUCUCCCCCCUUCUGCAGUCUGAUACUUUCCCUGCUGGGUUUAGGUACUUUUUUAUUUUAAUUUAGGAAAGGUAGGAAGAAGCGAAUUUCCCAGCAGUGACCUUGCUCCUAGCAUUGGGGAUUCUGCCCCUGAUCUCUGAAGACUGCUGCUGGUUCCUCUACAUUUGCGAUGGUACAGCAGCAAUGGCCUUAAGGAUCCCUCCACAUCUGGCUGUGCAGAGCAGUGCUUUGUUAAAAAUCUCAUUUUUUCAGCUCUAUGUGCAAUUUCUCCUGAGUUUUCUGUGUCAUUGAGCGAUUUAUGGUCUCCUUUUUUUAUAUCCCGACACAAUCUCUUCUGCUUUAACUACACAUCCUCUUGUUUGGUUCCCUCUGAACAUGGAGCUGAGCAUCCUCCUAAGAGUCCUUCUUAGACUUAAAGACCGUAAUGCAAUUUUUCCUUAUGUUCUUAAUUUGAUUAUUGUAUUUGCCCAUGGUCAUUCCUUGUGGAGAGUUUUAA